Messenger RNA from Vigna unguiculata (cowpea), 1519 nucleotides. RefSeq names its product vestitone reductase-like. NCBI's taxonomy places the organism in Eukaryota, Viridiplantae, Streptophyta, Magnoliopsida, Fabales, Fabaceae. The record is from RefSeq and is a predicted model, not a curated record. Gene Ontology annotation, molecular function: oxidoreductase activity, acting on the CH-OH group of donors, NAD or NADP as acceptor.
AAAAGAGAAAGAAAGAAAGAAGGUAAGAGAAUUCAUGUCUGCAAUGAACGUGCACAGUGAAGAAUGAUUAAUGGCCAAACGUGUCACUUUCAACUAUAACUUUCUAUCAGUGCAUAGAAAAGCUGAAUUUGUAGCAAAGACUAAUGAGAGCAAGAGAGAAGAAGGUCUGAGAAAAUGGAAGAAAGCAAAGGAAGAGUGUGUGUAACAGGAGGAACAGGUUUCAUCGGUUCAUGGAUUAUCAAGACCCUCCUUCAAGAAGGUUACUCUGUUAACACCACAGUGAGGCACAAUCCAGAACAGAAGAAAGAUGUCAGCUUUCUCACCAGCUUACCAGGAGCAUCUCAAAGGCUGAAAAUUCUGAGUGCUGAUCUCAGAAAUCCAGAAAGCUUCAGUGCAGCCAUUGAAGGGUGUGUUGGAGUGUUCCAUGUUGCUACCCCAGUUGACUUUGAACAGAGAGAAGCAGAAGAGGUAGUGACCAAAAGAUCCAUUGAUGGUGCAGUUGGGAUUUUGAAGGCAUGCCUGAACUGCAAGAGUGUGAAAAGAGUUGUUUACACCUCUAGUGCCUCUGCUGUGGUUUUCAAUGGCAGAGAAGAACAAGUGAUGGAUGAAAGCUCUUGGACUGAUGUGGAUCUUCUCAGAGCUUCAAAGCCAUUUGCAUGGUCUUAUGCAGUUUCAAAGACACUGACAGAGAAGGCAGUGCUUGAAUUUGGAGAACAAAAUGGCUUGGAUGUUGUCACACUAAUUCCAACUUUUGUUUUUGGACCCUUCAUUAGUCCAAAGCUUCCUGGCUCUGUUCAUGCUUCAUUGAAAUUUGCAUUUGGAGAAAAAACUACAUUUGGUUCCCUCCUUGAGAUUCCUAUGGUACAUAUGGAUGAUGUGGCUAGAGCACAUAUAUUUCUGCUGGAGAAUGAAAAUCCAAAAGGGAGGUAUAAUUGUUCAAAAUGUUUGGUUACUUAUGAAACAAUCUCUGAACUUGUUUCUGCCAAAUACCCAGAAUUUAAGCCAGAGACAGUAGACUGUUUCAGCAGAAGAGAAGGUAUGAAGUUACCAGAUUUAUCAUCAAAGAAGCUCACAGAUGCUGGAUUUGUGUUCAAGUAUGGAGUUGAGGAGAUGCUUGAUGAUGCAAUUCAAUGCUGCAAGGAAAAAGGGAUUUCUCUUAAGGAAUAAUAUGUACCUUUUUAUGUCAUAUAUGAGGAUGGUUAUCCAUAAAUAUGCUACCAUCUGAAAAAUAUGAUCGAUCUUGAAAAGGAUAAUGAUAUUUUGACUACUAAAUUUUGAUAACUUUUUCUUAUAACAUGAGGUGUCAUCUUCUAAGUGGUUUUGGAAUAUUGAAAAUGAGAAAAUGGAAAUAUGAAAAACCACUUAAAAAACACCUAAGUUUAUAAGAGAAAGUUAUAAAAAUUUAGUAGUCAAACAAUUAUUUUUCAUUUGAAAAAUGGUUCAUGUUUGGACAUUAUGCUUUUGGGAUCAUAAUAGUGCUGUAAUUUUGACAAAUUUAUGUUCAUAUGUUUCGUUGAAG